Molecule: messenger RNA, 810 nt
Organism: Gadus chalcogrammus (walleye pollock)
Lineage: Eukaryota; Metazoa; Chordata; Actinopteri; Gadiformes; Gadidae
Product: transmembrane protein 272-like
Exons: 5
Coding region: 170-718 (182 amino acids)
Source: RefSeq, a predicted model, not a curated record
CUCCCACAAAAAUACACAAAGUCAUGCUGUGUUAUAGUUCUAGGAGAUGAAGAAAUGACUUAUCAAUAGGGGAAAUGUCUUAACGUCCUGUUUCGACAGAGAGCCCCUUAAUUCUCUCUGCACACUGCGUAAAGACGAGGAGUUCCGGAGAAAGUGUGAAGUACAGAACAUGGAGAACAAGCCCCAAGGUCCUCUGUUGCUUUCAGUGAUAGUUGUACUGAAUCUCAUGAUAUGGAUGAUAAUGGUCUUCGCAAUUGGACUGGGGACCAUCCAUUUAAACAGCUGUCCUGCCCAGCCCUACAUCCCCAUCUACCUGAUGGUGCUGGGGGUCAGCAGUCUUCUCUUGCUGGCCCUAAGCUACGUCCAAAGCUCAAGGAAGCAGUGUGUGGUCAGCAUCCUGACCUCCGCCUGCAUCAGCCUUCUGCACAUCUUUACCACCUGUUGGUUUGUGGCAGGCACCCUGUGGGUCUAUUCUAUUUACCCCCCCAGCUACUCAGACGCCGUGGACGGAUACUGCCAAAAGAAUGUCUACCAUUUUGCUUUCUACCUCACCAACCUAUGCUGGCUUCUUGUGAUUGUGACGUUAUUAUACGGCGGAUGCCUCCUUCUGCUGAACUGCUUGGACGCUGGCACCAGGGGGCGUGGUUUGUCUCGCAAGAAUAAUGAUUCGUAUGGCGGAACCAAUUCUCAUUCUAUUGUGACGAUUGGCUGUACAUGAAUUUUGGGAUAGCUUUGUCUGUGUGUGUGUGUGUGUGUGUGUGUGUGUGUGUGUGUGUGUGUGUGUGUGUGUGUGUGUGUGUGUGUGUGUGU